AUGGUCCGUAGAGUAACUGAAGAUGAAAUAAAAGAUGCUAUGUUCUCAAUUGCAGGAAAUAAGGCUCCUGGUCCGGAUGGGUAUACAUCGGUGUUUUUUAAAAAAGCGUGGGAUGUGGUUGGGAAAGAUGUCUGUUUAGCGAUUCAAGAAUUUUUUCAGAAUGGAAAUGUGACAUUUGUGCUUGAUCGUAUCUUGCAGUGGAAUCGGAAGGUUCAUGGUUCAAUGAACCAGAUGUGCUGUUUGUUAUGUUAUGCUAAUCUUGAAACGCAUGAACACCUAUUCUUUCAAUGUUCUUACUCGGAUAAAGUGUGGAAUCUUGUUCGAAGCAAAGUGGGUAUGAACAUGGUUGAUGAGAGAUGGGAUGAUAUUGUUGAAUGGUUGAUCCCGAGAGCAAAAUCCAGGGCUAUCCGCAUGGUGGCGAGCAGACUUGUGGUUGCAGCUUCGGCGUAUGGUAUAUGGAGGGAAAGAAACGCUAGAUUUUUUAGUAACCGGGUGAGGCCGCCAGAGCAGAUUUCGGAAAUCAUUCUAGAUACGGUGCGAACAAAAUUAAUCUCUUUCAAGUUUAAAGCUAAUAAUGACGUUAGAAGCUUCUUGGAAGAGUGGAAGAUCGAUGGGGUCGAGUUUUUUAAUGAAGACUAG
This is a messenger RNA of Helianthus annuus (common sunflower), 639 nucleotides long. RefSeq lists its product as uncharacterized. The transcript has 2 exons. The record is from RefSeq and is a predicted model, not a curated record. Lineage: Eukaryota; Viridiplantae; Streptophyta; Magnoliopsida; Asterales; Asteraceae. The coding region runs from base 1 to 639 and encodes 212 amino acids.